AUGAUGGGGUUUCCAUUCAUACGCGAGGGCUACGUUGAGUGCCCGGAGCGGUGCAGGUUCCCCCGAGUCAGGUGUCUGGUGGAGCUCGGUCUCUCUGGUUUAAUGUCAGACUUGGUCCAUUGGCAAAUGAAAGAGCGGGCGUGGCGGUGUGCGGGGUGCAGACAAGUGAGUACGUCAGGGCAAGGGUUGAGGCACCAGCAGGAGCCCGGCCGCCAGGAGGACGCCGACACCCACCCCGCCGCCCUCACUGAUGCCGAUCUUAUGCACAUGUUCUCCGAUAUUACAAAGGAGUUGCAGUCGCAGUUCGAGCUGUACGAGAUCGCAAAGUAUUAUUUCGACGGCCAGGGGAAGGCGGUACGGCCCAUGAUCACCGUGCUCAUGUCUCGUGCCAUCAACUCUCACCUCCACAAUGAAGACAGAUUGUUUGAGUCUCAGCGUGAAGUGGCGAAGGUGGCAGAGAUGAUUCAUACGGCGUCCCUGGUUCACGACGAUGUCCUCGACGCCUCUGACACACGUCGCGGCAAACCUUCUGUUAACUCCCUCUACGGCCAACGUAAGGCGGUGAUGGCUGGCGACUACAUACUGUCAGUAGCCUCCACCAUGCUGGCCAGGAUACGUAACGAGGAAGUUAUCGUCGUGCUCUCUCAGGUACUGGCUGACUUGGUACAAGGAGAAUUCAUGCAACUUGGAUCAAAGGAAAAUGAGAAUGAAAGAUUUGCACAUUACCUUAAGAAAACUUUCAAGAAAACUGCUUCACUCCUUGCGUAUAGCUGCAAAUCUGUGGCUCUAUUAUCUGGUGCUGAUGAAAAUUUGCAGGAAGUAGCCUUCCAAUAUGGACGUAAUGUUGGAAUAGCCUUCCAACUUGUUGAUGAUAUGCUAGAUUUUGUUGCUUCAUCAAAUAUGAUGGGAAAGCCAACAGCUGCUGACUUAAAAUUAGGUCUUGCCACAGCACCUGUUCUUUUUGCUUGUGAAAAGUUUCCGGAGCUGAAUCCAAUGAUUAUGCGGAGAUUUCAAGAACCAGGUGAUGUUCAGAAAGCCUUUGAAUUUGUACAUAAGAGUGAUGGGUUAGAACAAACACAGUUCUUGGCUCGUCAACACUGUGAGACGGCUAUAAAAGUCAUCAGUUCCUUGAAAGCUUCUAGUGAACAGAAAGCUCUUAUUACCAUAACUGACAAAGUGCUCAAUCGCAUGAAAUAGUGCUUAUUCUAUACUGUCCAUAAGAAUUUGUGCUGCUGGUCUGCAAUACAUAAAAGGUGGCAGCUACUAACUCAGGAUUUCAGCUCUUUUGAGUUUUGUCGGAAGGUUGUUUUACUGAUGUAACCAUUUUCUAGGAUGUGUAACACUACUAGAAUAUAAAGUUUUAUAGAAUAAAGCAACAAUAACAACUGCAGUCAAAAGCACUUUAGCCAUAAAUCUAUGAAAUUUAUUCCAGGUAAUUAAACAACACUCAUUAAUAAGAAUUAUGGUGUAUCUACCAUAAAUGUCAACAGGUAGAAAAUAAUGUAGCUAGUUAUACAUUGUUAUUUCAUUUUUAAUGUGGCCAUCUUCACUCUCAUUGUAAAGUGCCAAUAAUAAUUAAUGAUAAUAGAUAUUCAGUAAAAUCAUCCUACAGGUUUACAGUUGUAUUAUUCAAAUAUGUGAUGUACAUAAACUGUGGAGGUACAGUAUACAGUUUCCAAUAGUAAACAGUAAGGCAAUUUGACCAAGGAUACCCAACAAAAUUAUCAGAUCCUUAAUUCAAUUUAGGUACUUAAUGCAGUAUUGUUUUACUACUGGUAUGAGAACCAUCAAGCCUUCACUUUAACCCAUGUAAUCCAGAUCAUAGCUACUGAGCCAGCAAAACUUGCCAGUUUUGAAGCUAAACCACUGUAAAGGGCCACUUUGAUAUUGCAGACAAGAGCAGAUGUAAACUGUUAUAUUCCAGUAGACCAGUUAUUGUGUAAGUGAGGUUACUGUACAUCGCAGAUGAACCUUGUAUUUCACAAUAUGUUAAAUAUUUAUUCUUUUACUUCAUAAAAGGACUAAAAGCAGGCAGGAGUCUGAGGCUCCUGUGUUGUGUUGAAGCUUUACUUUCCUUGUUAUCCCUCGUGUAGGGCUUCUUCAGUCCUCUGUUGCCUCCAGCAUGGGACCUAUAACCUGCUUGUCCUCUCUAAAUAUUUUGUAAUUACAUUAUGUGACAGAACUUGGUGUAAAUAAUUAAUAUUGUAUUUUAUAUACAUGAAACACAAUCAUAUUCAUAAUUUUGUUUAACGUGCAUUUUAUACAUACUUGAGGGACUGUAUACAAUAUUGUUGAAAUUUUUGUGUAUGUAGGUGUGUGUGGGUGUGAGAGUGGGGCUUCCGUGCCUUAGUGGCUGCAGCAACCUGUGUUGUUGCUACACGUUGUCUGUUUUACAGCCAAAUGCUGGAAACUACCCGACUUUUCACCGACAAACUCUUGAUUUAUAGCAUGUGAUUAAUAUUUACUGUAUACUGUACUUAAUUUGUUGGUUCCCAUUUAGUGUUUGGAAAGUUUUGUAUUCUGUGGAAGGGAAUGGUAAAGUUUGAAAUUUU
Messenger RNA from Homarus americanus (American lobster), 2552 nucleotides. It is a transcript of the gene qless, whose product is annotated as all trans-polyprenyl-diphosphate synthase PDSS1-like. Gene Ontology annotation, molecular function: prenyltransferase activity. Bases 1 to 1197 code for a protein of 398 amino acids. Gene Ontology annotation, biological process: ubiquinone biosynthetic process; isoprenoid biosynthetic process. Gene Ontology annotation, cellular component: transferase complex; mitochondrion. The record is from RefSeq and is a predicted model, not a curated record. The transcript is spliced from 8 exons. Lineage: Eukaryota; Metazoa; Arthropoda; Malacostraca; Decapoda; Nephropidae.